AUGGCGGACCCGUUAAGCGUUGCCGCUUCGGUGCUUGCUGUUGCAACAGCUGCCGUUGUGUCGAUACGAUCCCUAUGCGAUACUGUCAAAAGCUUUCAGAAUCGCAACAACACUUUACGACGCCUUCAAGCCAAUCUACAAGAUCUUGCCACCAUUCUGGACUCGCUAGUACAAGUGAUCGAAGAUGAUAUAUCGGUGUUGGCGCUUCUUGAAGGUCCCAUUGAUCGUUGCAAAGAUAUAUGCAUCGAGUUUGAACAAUCCAUGAAGAAGUUUCACGCAAAAUCGAAGACAAGCUUAUUAGAUUGGACAAAAUUGGAGUUCAUGAAAGGCGACAUCAACGAUUUUAUAGAGACCCUUGAGGGGUAUAAGUCAACAAUCACGGUCGGUUUGGGAACCAUCAAUUUGCGGAACUCUAAAGUGUCUCACGAUGUCCUUCAACAGUAUGAAGAGAUGAUUAAAGACACGGCAUACAAUCUCGAAGUCCAUUUACGCCGUAUCGACGAGAAACUAACAGGUUACAAUAGUCAGGGUGACAAUGCACUAGAGACAAGCAUAGACCUUCAAGACGAGAGGGCAGUAACUCAACAGUGCCUCCGUAUUUGUAAGGAUGCAAGCUCUUAUAUUGAGUCGCUAACAAAGCGAGCGUCGACCUUAUUGCAAAAUGCGCCUCAAACCAAUGCUGAAGAUGAUUCAUGGGGCGACUUACAAGCGCAGAUGCUCACGCGCGAGGCUUUUAACACAUCACAAUCCAAUUUCUUGAAGGUCAUCAGUUGCCUUGGAGAACGUUUACAGUCCAUGGUCACGAAUGAGGGAGCAGGAAAUGAAAACGAGAGAUCACGGUUACAAGAAGACAUCAACAUAUCAAAACAGUGUCUGCAAGUAUGCAAAAUGGCUGGCGAAAUUUCUUCUCAGAAGAUACACAGGAUCGGAGAGGCUGUUGCCGAGGAUGACAGUGAUCAAGUGGUGGUGACAACUUUGGCGGAUCUCUUUGAGGUCAGAAAAGCGGUCUCCAAGGGUCGCUCGGCGCAGCUGGUUGCCACCCUGACACCUGAGAAUUUUGAUCAUGUGGUCGAGAAGCGGUAUAGCAGCCGAUUUGGUGCUUUCCUUGACUCCUCCGUCCAUUCUCAAAUCGGGAGUGCAACCUCACCAAUUCCUUCGCACUCUCAAACUAGUAAGCAAUUUCUUUCGCCUGGAUUGAACAAAGAUUCGCAAUCACUUGGGCCAACGGGAAGACGUGACAAGCCGAAUUCCAACGAGAUGAAAAGACGAGGUGGAAAUGGAGAAAACGUAUGGAAGGCCAAAGAUUAG
Molecule: messenger RNA, 1308 nt
Organism: Exophiala bonariae
Lineage: Eukaryota; Fungi; Ascomycota; Eurotiomycetes; Chaetothyriales; Herpotrichiellaceae
Exons: 2
Coding region: 1-1308 (435 amino acids)
Source: RefSeq, a predicted model, not a curated record